Molecule: messenger RNA, 4135 nt
Organism: Camponotus floridanus (Florida carpenter ant)
Lineage: Eukaryota; Metazoa; Arthropoda; Insecta; Hymenoptera; Formicidae
Exons: 6
Coding region: 527-2599 (690 amino acids)
Biological process (GO): lipid metabolic process
Molecular function (GO): protein binding; lipase activity
Source: RefSeq, a predicted model, not a curated record
GUGUUCGUCGGCGGCGGUAAAAUCGAUAGCGGCGCGGCGGAUAGUGCGCGAACAUCGUGAGCGACGCUCGUCGUCGUCGACGCCGUCAUCGUCGUCGUCGUCGUCGUCGUCGUCGUCCAAGUGUCGGAGUCGAGCGUCAACCGGAGCCCCCAGUCCAGAAUCCUCCAUCCAGUCGACCGGAUGCCGAUUACGCGAGCGCGUUCGCCGGUAGUCGAGCGUCGUUCGCGGUAGUCUCCGUGUGCGCGAUUAUCACAGAAUACCGUAUAUACACAUAUAUAUACACGUAUCGAGUAGUAGCGUAGGUUCUACGAUAGCAAUAUCGUACGCCGGUCCCCAGGUGCGCCAAGGAGCGGGCCAGGAAACGUAAGGUGCCGACGCGAGCGGACGCGCGAGCCGCGCGCGUCCGCGCGGAGGUUAUGUGUCGCGGCGGCGCGUCCCCUGCGGCGCCGAGUACGCGGAGGAAGCCGGGGUCCGCGGUCCGCGGAGCCGCGAGUGACGACGAGGCGACGCGCUGAGGCGCGCGGACAUGUCGGCGAUGUCGUGGGGCACGGCCGCGGCCGGCCCGUGGCGUAGAAAAACGCGCGCUCCCCUGCCGCUGCUCUUGUUGCUGCUGCCGCUGGUCGUCCUGGGCCUGCUGUCGGACCCCGUCGUCGCCGAGAGGAGCAAGAAGUACCAGAUGAGCGACAUCUGCAAGAAGUACUUCCUGCGGGACCUUUACAGGAAGAUAGACGGCGCCGUUCUUACGUCGCAAAAUGAGAGGGAGCUCGAUUGCGCCAUUACUUUCCAGACUCACAGCAUCCUCCAACGUUUCAUGCUCCGAUUCGAUCAGCUGCAGCUAGACUGCAACGACCAUCUCUACAUCUACGAUGGCGCACACGCGGUCGGCAGUUACAAGGCAGACUUAUCCUGCAGAAACACGAAGCAGACCGUGGGCGCGAUUUACACGCGCACCAACUUCGUGACGUUGAAAUACGUCACCGACGCCUGGGGCACCAACGCGAAUGGCUUCCGCCUCGUCAUCACGGCCGUCAAGGAUCCGAAGCACACCUGCAAGGAUUUCCGAUGCACUCAGAAUGAAUUUUGCAUCGAGACGGAUCUGCUUUGUGACGGCGUGAAUCACUGUGGUGACGGAUCUGACGAGGCCACCUCUACCCUCUGUGCCAACUCCGAGGCAUCGACGAUCCUAGGCAUGCAGACUACUUGGUUCGCCAUCGCUCUUGUUUUUCUGAUACUCAGCAUGGGCGGUCUGGUAACGGCGGCGGUUCUCUGCUUUUGCAAGCAGCGCGUUCCUACCCCGAGGCACCCCCAUAACGCGCACAACGCUCAGUCUCAUCCCCCAGUCAGCUUCCCAUGGAUUCCGAGCUUGUCGAGGUUCGUCGAGUACGUGACGUCGCUGAAUCGUUGCGGCAUUUCGCCUGCAACGAUCAACCAAUCGUUGCAGCGACCAGUUCCCACCAGACAGUCGCCUGGAAUCAUACGCAGACGUUUCUUCGCGCGCUACCGUGGUCAAGGUGACGCUCCUAACGGAUACGAGAUGACGAUCGCCAACCGGAGUGGUUAUCUGCCAAUUUGGAGAAUUCUUAUGAUUCUCCUCGUGGUCUGCGAAUUCACCGUAGCUACGAAUACGCAGACCUUUGUCGUAAGCAAUACGCUAGACGAUGAGCUCGGUAAGGACUACUUCGUGGGACCGUGUCUAGUGAACACUAAUCAAACCUGUCCCGACGAAGAAGUGACGUUCUUCCUCUACACGCAAUACAAUCCGGAAGAAGGGCAACAACUUCUAGUCAACGAUACGAGUUCGAAUCUUGCCGACACCAACUUCGUGGCGGCGAUACCUACGAAGAUUAUCGUGCACGGUUACAAUUCGGACAUGCAACUGGGAUAUUUGGUGGAUAUCAGAAACGAGUAUUUGAAGAGAGGCAAAUAUAAUCUCAUAGCGGUCGAUUGGCAUCGUCUGGCGACGGCGCCAUGUUAUCCCAUGGCCGUCCACAACGUGCCUCACGUGGGCGAUUGUCUGGCGCAGCUGAUCGAUCGUCUCAGAGACUACGGUGCCGCGGAUAUUCACGUAAUCGGUUUCAGUUUGGGUGCACACGUGCCGGCGUUUGCCGCCAAUGUGCUGCGUCCAUAUCAGCUAUCGAGAAUUACCGGUCUCGACCCGGCGAUGCCGCUCUUCAUCACUGUUAAUAAGGACGAGAAGCUCGAUGAGAGUGAUGCCGAAUUUGUCGACGUGUUGCACACGAACGCCUUUAUUCAGGGCAAGAUCGAACCGAGCGGCCAUAUCGACUUUUACAUGAACGGCGGGGUCAACCAGCCCGGAUGCUGGGAGCAUGGAAAUCCAUUCGGAUGUAAUCAUCACAGGGCAGCGGAAUACUUUGCCGAGUCGAUCAAUUCGAAGAUCGGUUUCUGGGGCUGGCCCUGUUACGGAUUCGUGGCUUAUCUGCUGGGUCUAUGCCCGCCCAGACAUCCCGCGGUGCUGAUGGGCGAGGAUGUCAACAAGAGAUAUCGGGGCUUUCAUCUGGUGAAGACGAAGGCGCAGAGUCCGUUCGCGGAGGGGAUGUUCACGGUAGAGGAUCUUUACCAGCAGGAUCUUUAUCAGUGAUUGCAUGCGAGCAAUGUCGAUGGUUCUUCCCGGAGAAAAUGUUAUGACGAGAUCGCGAGAGAUCCUGUGGACGAAACGCGAGGAAAGGGAUGCGAAAAUGUAAGACUCUUCGUAUUAACGAAGACGACGUCGCGUUUCAGGAAGAUUGAGAUAUCUCGGUGAUGCCAAGCUUUGUCGAAUGAAUAUUGUAAGUCAUUCAACACAAUUUUGAGAAACGAACUCUGAAUAGAAUAUGUCCGAAUUUAUUUGGAAAAAACGUUUGAAUUAAUUUAUAUAUUAUAUAUAUGUCUAAAGAGAGUUUCAAGAGAUACACGUAAUUUUUUUUUUCGAUUAUUUUACUUUUAUAAAUAGACUUUGAUAUUCUGCCUAAUUAUUUUGUUCGUUACCAAAACGGAAAUAGAAAGUAUAUUUAUAUAUCGUAUUUUACAAUAGAUUGCUAUAUUUCCUUUCUAUAUCAAAAUUUUCUUUCUAUAUCAAAAAUAAAAAAGCAACUAUAAUAUAUCCGAAAGGAAUGUGACGCUGAAGACGCUUACGGAUUUUUUUGCUGCUUUAUUAUGGUAUUAUCCCUAUAGAUUAGGUGAAUGAAAUGGACGAUCGGUAUUGUGCAAAGUCUUACGAGAUUUGUCAAUCUAGGAAUAUGUUACGUGGUCUCGCGAAUCUGAUGCUACGCGAGAAGGUCUAACAUGUCAAGGUUAGACAACUGCUGGGACCUGCUAAUCGAUAUCUCGCCAAACCGGAGAAGUGGGGCGGAUACAAUUGCGACAUACUCGCUAACUAGAGAAUUUCUUAUCGAUCCAAUGUGCGACGUCCGAAUGAAAAGUAUUUAUAAUCGUAUCUGUAUCAAUUUAUCUGUCAGUCUAUCUAUCUAUAUAUCCGUCUAUCUAUCCAUUUAUCCAUCUAGUUAAACCGUUUCUCUUUUCUGAUACAUAAUAUUUUCACGAUAUUGCCGAGCUUCAAUAUUGCCAAAUGCAGGCUUUCCUAAUCAAUCUUGCCUCUUCUUAUAUUUAUUCCAUAAUUAUAUUUAUUCCAUAAUUAUUGGAGAUGAUAGGAAGAUGCUUACCUUUUACAUCAUAAGAUACAUAUGUAUCACAUCUGAUAUUAUUAUAUAAAAAAUACAUAUUUUGAAAUUAAAUGUGGAUCGAUGGAUAAUAAUGCGGUAUGUUGCGUAGGAUAUUUUGUCCAAACCUUUCGUGAUUUUAUCUUUUUACUUGUACUCCUUGAGAAUGUAUCCGAUAUCAGGAAAUAGUGCUAAUAAGGAAAGACGGAAACCUUAUAAACUAAUUCUCGAGGAUCGAUCUCAGGAGAAUGAGACUUAUUCUGUGUACGCUAUGAAAGACAAUUCCUGAGUUGAAGACAUUAUACAAAUAGCUUCUCGAUUAUUUUUAUCUUAAUUUAAUUUUUCAGAGUUAGUUUUGUCAUAAUUUUAUAAUUAAAUUUUCUAUAAUAUUAAUAUAUAAAUCAAUAUUUUAUUAUUUUUGGCCAGUUGAUGCAUUAUUUAUAAGAUAUCUACUUUAUUUAGAAUACUUCUACGACGAU